Cebus imitator (Panamanian white-faced capuchin) is the source of this 2366-nucleotide messenger RNA. It is a transcript of the gene SNAPC1, whose product is annotated as small nuclear RNA activating complex polypeptide 1. Gene Ontology annotation, cellular component: snRNA-activating protein complex. Lineage: Eukaryota; Metazoa; Chordata; Mammalia; Primates; Cebidae. Gene Ontology annotation, biological process: snRNA transcription by RNA polymerase II; snRNA transcription by RNA polymerase III. The transcript has 8 exons. Gene Ontology annotation, molecular function: sequence-specific DNA binding. The record is from RefSeq and is a predicted model, not a curated record. The coding region runs from base 95 to 835 and encodes 246 amino acids.
GUGCGUCACGUCGUAGGGGGCGGGCCGUCCGUGUUUGGUUUCCUGGGCUACCGCCGCCCGCUGGUCCGCGAAAGGUGUGCGGACUUCUGGAGCCAUGGGGACUCCUCCGGGCCUGCAAACCGACUGUGAGGCGUUACUCAGCCGCUUCCAGGAGACGGACAGUGUACGCUUCGAAGACUUCACGGAGCUCUGGAGAAACAUGAAGUUCGGGACUAUCUUCUGCAUGUUAUUCCCUGUCAACUGGAAGUCACUUUGGAAGGAAAUGCUGAAUGUUCAUGAUCAUUAUCAGAACAUGAAACAUGUAAUUUCAGUUGAUAAGUCUAACCCAGAUAAAGCCCUCAGCUUGAUAAAGGAUGAUUUUUUGGACAAUAUUAAGAACAUAGUUUUGGAGCAUCAGCAGUGGCACAAAGACAGAAAGAAUCCAUCCUUAAAAUCAAAAAUUAAUGAUGGAGAAGAAAAAACAGAAGGAAAUUCACAAGAAACAGAGAGAUGUGAAAGGGCUGAAUCAUUAGCGAAAAUAAAAUCAAAGGCCUUUUCAGUUGUCAUUCAGGCAUCCAAAUCGAGAAGGCAUCGUCAAGUCAAACUUGAUUCUUCUGACUCUGAUUCUGCAUCUGGUCAAGGACAAGUCAAAGCAACCAAGAAAAAAGAGAAGAAAGAAAGAUUGAAACCAGCAGGAAGGAAAAUGUCUUUCAGAAACAAAGGUAAUGUGCAGAAUAUACACAAGGAAGAUAAACCUUUAAGUCUGAGUAUGCCUGUAAUUACAGAAGAGGAAGAAGAGAAUGAAAGUUUGAGUGGAACAGAGUUCACUGCAUCCAAGAGGAGGAGAAAACGCUGAACAAAGAGCCUGGCGUAGUUUUUAAUUUUGAGCUUUCUGACAGAAGAAAAGAUUGAUAUUUUGUGUAUUGAACAGGAAGACUGCCAGUAUUAAAAAUAAUCCUUGUGGGAAACUAUAGGUUAUUUCUUGGAAAUUGCAAUACACAGUUCUAGAAUAAAAGAGCAAAAAAUUAGAAUAAGAAUUCUGUAACAUUUUUAAUGAUAUGCAUAAAUGGAGAUAAAACUUGUAUUUAGUAUGUAGUAGAAAAAAUUCUGUUGUUUGAAGAUUGUUACUGUUUCCUAUAACGUUUUGUGAUACUAUGCUGUCCUAAUACAGUCUGGUAAUACUAUUCUAUUAAAAUAUUUUUAUUGAAAUAUUAAUGUUUAUUACAUGCAAAUCACUGAUUAUUUUGUAUCUACAGUCUGAUAAUGGAUUUUUCUUAUGUAUAUUACACUAUUUUAUAUGUUGUUAAGUGCAACAAAGUUUUUGCCUUGUUUUAUUUUUUAAUACGUAAGACUCACAUUCUCAUAAUGUGAUUGAUAACUUAGGAAGUUCACAGCUUACUUUCUACUUCUGCAAUUGAUUAAAUAUUUUUUAGUGCUUUUUUAAAGCUCCCUUUGGUCUAAUGUAUAUAUAUGUUUAUGUUAGUGUAUGUGUAGAUAUGUGUAUGAAUAUGUGUCCAUAUAUAUAUGACUAGUCAAUAAAUUGUGUAAGUACUUGAAUACUAAUACUUAAAUUAGUAUUUAAUACUAAUUUAUAUAAUACUAAUUAGUGUAGUAUUAUAUACUAAUUUAAGUAUUAAGUACUUAGUACUUAAAUGCUAAUUAUUUCCAAUAAAACUGUUAAGAAGAACAAUGUAAAUUUCAGAAUGUGUCUGUGGUACAGAAUAGUUGAUAUUCACAGAAAAAAAAUCUAUAGCUUCAUGAAUAUGUUUCUCUGUUUGUUAAUUUUUCAUUCCAGACAUUGUUAUUAGAGACUGCUUGAGCCAUGUUAUUUGAAUUGCUGCCAGUUGCAGACCAUCUCCAUAUUAUGUUGUUGGCUCAACUUUUUUUUUUUUUUUUUUUUAAUAGAGAUCAGGUAUCGCUGUGUUGCUCAGGCUGGUCUUGAACUCCUGGGCUCAAGCUGUUCUCCUCCCUCAGCCUCCCAAAGUGCUGGGAUUAUAGGUAUGAGCCACUGCACCCAGUAUUAACCUGUUUUACAGUUGAUUAUACUUCAUGCUGUUUUCUAGCAUGGUAUUAUUAAGGGAUUUAACAUUUUGGUUGAAGAUCAAAUUCAUGAUAUCUCUAUAUAUAAUCUUUAAAAAUCAGAAUAGUAAUGCUGACCCAAAUAAAACUUUCAUUUAUUAGAAUUCAUGCUGUCGCAAUUGUUUCCUUUGACUUCAGAUGUUUUUGGUCAUAGAUGGGCACUUUUCAUUAUGUGGACAUUGGGUGGAGCAUCUUGGAUGUAAACAUUCUGGGGUUGGGGUAUAGAUCCAUUAUUGGCCUCACUUGAUGUGCCCAGUUGUUUGCUAGAACUUGUCUGAUCAUUAAAGUGUAUAGACAUCAUACAGCUA